UCGUGACUUCCCCGUCAGUGCUGCGAAUCCACGCAGCUUCAGCGUUUCUUCGUAUUUUUAGAUUAUUUUUUAUAUAUAUUUGGAAUAUACGGAAUGCUUUACAAUGGAACGAGACGAGCAGGUGAAACAUCUGCGUUCCACUACGGACUGUGGAGAGAGAUUGAGACACACCGAGACCCGUUGCAUGUCAUCUUUGGAAGCAAGAUGGCGACGUUCACGUUCAUUUCGAGGAGUCAAGGACCUAAGGGGUGGAGCUCUGCGAGGCUCGCGUGCUGUGCUGCUGUCCCUGUGCAGCUCAAGUCCCGCACUGGAGCGUAUGGUGCCUGUGAAGUGCUGUUCUGCGGUGCCCAGGUGGAAUUUUAUGCUUCAUCGACGGAUCUAAUGCAAAGGAAGUAUGGCUAUGAUGCCAUUGGUUCCCGCUGCACUCUUCUGGACUAUGGUUUUGGUUCUUGGUUUGGUUUCUGCGUUUAAAGAUCAGAAAAACAUCACAGCUGAGUCUGGACAGAACGUCACUCUGACAUGUCGAGCUGCAAAAAACAACAUCAUAGUUUUAGAGUGGAGCAGAGCUGACCUGGGAAGACAAUAUGUCUUUUUGCACCGGGAUGGUCUGUUUGUUCCCGAUGACCAGCAUCCAUCUUUUGUGAACCGGGUGGAUCUGCAGGACAGAGAGAUGAAGGAUGGAGACGUGUCUUUGAUUCUGAAGAAUGUGACGAUUAAUGACGCUGGAAUAUACGAGUGUCGUGUCAUUCAGAGAAAAACAAACCGCAGGAAGAGAGCUUAUCUGAAGACUCCCCCCAUCAGCAGCAUAAACUUGAGUGUUGUUGAUCCUCCAGGUGAGUGA
Molecule: messenger RNA, 841 nt
Organism: Neolamprologus brichardi
Lineage: Eukaryota; Metazoa; Chordata; Actinopteri; Cichliformes; Cichlidae
Source: RefSeq, a predicted model, not a curated record